UGCUGUCUCUGUCAAUUCGUUUCCAUUCAUUUAACGGAAGAUUGGUUGGUUAUCGUCGGUUAUCGUCUACCAUGAAGAUGACGAGUGACGCGACGGUUGGCUUUUGACUGUAUUUACUUUCGAAUUCAGACUCGUUGACCGUUUGUGACAUCGAAGAUCGACUUGUAGACGACCGUCUAUUUAUCUGCGGGAAGAUUUUCUAACUAUAGAACGAAGAGUCCGUCAACUUUGAAAAUGCCGUCAACAAGGUUGCUGGUUUGCGCAGGCAUGCUCUUUGCAUUGCACCGAAUAGCGGGAUGCUUCGAAAAUGAUCGUUCAGGCGAGCAACACUGCGGUCAAGGGACGAACAGAGAAUCGAAACAGUCGAAAGAUACGCAAGAUUAUUGCACAGUGGGGGACGAUUUAAAACACUUCUAUUCCGGAGAAAGUUCCGAUCGUUUGAGAAACAUGGUCAAAAUAGAUGCAGCCACUUUUGCGAUUGGAACGAACGAACCGGUCUUUGUCGGUGAUGGCGAAUCACCGAAACGAAAAGUGCAUCUUGAUACCUUUUACAUAGACGAGCUGGAAGUAAGCAACGCGGAGUUCGCAGCAUUCGUCGAUGCGACCGGCUACUUGACCGAGGCCGAAUCAUUUGGCGAUUCGUUCGUAUUCGGAGGUCUGUUGACAGAAGAAGUAAAAACGAAUUCACCGGCUGCAGUCGCUCGAGCUCCAUGGUGGUUACAAAUUAAAAACGCCACUUGGAAGCAUCCGGAGGGUCCUGAUUCGGAUUUAACGCGCAGGAUGGAUCAUCCCGUUGUACACGUAUCGUGGAACGAUGCUACCGCGUAUUGUAAAUGGCUAGGAAAAAGAUUACCUACCGAAGUGGAAUGGGAAGUGGCCUGUCGUGGCGGGCUUUCCGAUAGAUUAUAUCCGUGGGGCAAUAAGUUCAUUCCGAAUGGUAAACACAGAGCAAACACCUGGCAGGGUGACUUUCCAAAUGAUAAUACGAUGGAAGAUGGAUACCUGGGUACUGCGCCAGUUACAGAAUUCCCGCCGAACAAAUAUGGGUUGCGCAACGUGAUAGGAAACGUAUGGGAGUGGACGUCUGAUUGGUGGACGAUCGAUGCCGCGAAAAGGGGCGGGUCUACGAAUCCUACCGGACCGCCUGAUGGAACAGACAAAGUGAAAAAAGGUGGAUCCUAUCUUUGUCACGAGAGCUAUUGUUUUAGAUACAGGUGUGCCGCCAGAAGUCAAAAUACCCCUGACUCUUCAGCUGGAAAUCUUGGCUUUAGAUGUGCCCUGUCAGCCUGAUUUUCAUGGAAAGGUUUUCUUGAAAUAAAAUUUUUACGUGUGUCUUUUAAA
Messenger RNA from Megalopta genalis, 1341 nucleotides. RefSeq names its product formylglycine-generating enzyme. Lineage: Eukaryota; Metazoa; Arthropoda; Insecta; Hymenoptera; Halictidae. Gene Ontology annotation, molecular function: formylglycine-generating oxidase activity. Gene Ontology annotation, cellular component: endoplasmic reticulum. The record is from RefSeq and is a predicted model, not a curated record. Gene Ontology annotation, biological process: protein oxidation.